Messenger RNA from Parasteatoda tepidariorum (common house spider), 6045 nucleotides. NCBI's taxonomy places the organism in Eukaryota, Metazoa, Arthropoda, Arachnida, Araneae, Theridiidae. The record is from RefSeq and is a predicted model, not a curated record.
AUGGGUUAUUUCUCAGACUCUAAAUUCGACUGUGAGGUGUUCCAUUACUGCCAACCGGAUGGUACACGCAACACUUUCCAUUGCCCCACCGAUUCAAUAUUCAAUCAACUGUCUAUGGUGUGCGAAGACAAAUCAGUUUUGAACACACGGAUUUGUAAAGAGGGCACAAUAGGUACGAAAAAAGAACUGAAAACAUCAAAGAAAACUUCUGGACCCGCAGGGAAAACUUCCCCGAAAAAGAAAUACUCCGGAGAUUUGAGCAACCAUAGAUCUCACAAGUCCUUGGCACAUCUUACCCCAACGAAGCCAAUUUCAAGAUUCGCUUUACCAUUAGAAGAUCUGUUAAGUUACAUGAAUAUCGACCAGCAAGCUCAAGCUUCAUUUGUAACGCCAACAAUCGCCAAAUUAAGUGAUAAACCUAGCUCAUCUGUUGCGUUAAUUACCAGAGGGACGACGUCUGAUCCUUAUUCAAGUUUCGGCUCAAGAAAAAUAAGUAAGCCAAUGGUGACUACAACGGUAUCACUAGGCAGCAGUUAUCAGACUGAUUGGACGCCAAACGAAGAUAAAAUUUUAACUACAAGAGCGGCACCAGAUGUUUUGGAUGAUACUUCCGUUGAAUACGAUGCCAUCGAAGGAAGAAAACCCCGAAAACAUAAAAGAGUUGGUAAAGUUCUAGAUUUCAGUGAACCUCCACGAGUAAAUACAAAGCGACAAAAGCACUCACACGUGUCAGCCCGCUCUCCAACCGAUAGUCCACCAGAAGACGAUAUUUUAAAGACCACCUUCCCACCAACGACUACCACUACAGCAUCUCCUUCAAAUGGUUCUCUACGGCUUUUUUCAGCGAACAGAAGCAGAGCCAAAGAUUUUCGAAAGAACAAGCGAAGAAACCUUAAUCGACGCAAACCUUCAACGACUACUGAAAAUGGUAAUAAUACUGACAUUGCUCCCCCAGAAACAACGACUGAAAUGCAGCCAACUGAUGUUACAACAAUUCAUGGCCUUAAAAGAAAGAAAUCAAGGUACGGUGGUAUGCAGCAAAGCGAGAGCAUAGUUUCUCAAUCUUGGCUGGGAUAUUCUGAACCGGGUAAAGUUGAGCCAUAUACUUUGCCGCCAUUGCCAACAUCAGAAUUUGAAAAUCUUUUUUCUUCAACUCAAGAAAAUGAACAAAACGAAAAUUCGGAAGAAGAAAAUAAAAAUCCUUGGUACGUGACCACUGAGCCAACGACAGAUGACAUAGCAGAAGCAAAAUUUGGGGAAAAAAUAACUGAUUCUGAACACCAACAACGACGGAAAUUUAGAAGAAAGAAAAUUCUCCCAGAAACAACCGAUGAUACAGAAGCAAAAAAAUCCUCUACUUUACUAUCAGACGAUACGUCGGCAGAGGAAUAUUAUGAACAACCAAAGCCAUCAAUAAGAAAAACCCCAACAAGAAAGUUGAAAUUUAGGAACUCUAGAAGACUGGAAGAUAAAGGUUUCUAUAAUUCGCAUUCGACAACGAAGCCAGAAGAUUUAUUUCCGCCACCAAGGGCAGAACCAAGAGAACAAAAAUCCAGUCACAGACAGCAACUCUUAUUCAUAACGGACUCAAACGAGGACGAAAAAGAAAUAUUGCUCAAACCCACCGAAUCACCCUCAAAAAGCACAACUACGUAUAUCAGAAAAUACAAAAAGAAUAGCCGGACACCAGAUGAUAAUGAUGGACAUCAGUGGAAACUGGUGGAUGAUACAAAUAAAAAAAUUGAAGUGGGAUCAAUAUUUUCAUCUCACACAGCUUUAAACAAGCUAUCAUCACCAAGAAAAAAGUUUUUGGCUACCACAAAACUACCCGACAUUGAAGAUAGCAUCAGAGCUGACGAAUUACCGAAGCAUUUUCUUGCUCAGCAACAUCUUUUGAAACUUAUGAAUGAUUUUUUCGCAACAACAUCAGCAACUAGCAACUCACCAGAAAAUUGGGAUGUGGAAGAGGAGGCUGUCACACCAAGCUAUAAGGUAGCUGAUAUUAUGGAAGAAUCAGAGUCAAUAAAUGAAGAGAUGGAAGAAAUACCUUCAGAUUUAUUAGAAGUCGUUGAUUUUAUUGCUGAACAAUCAGAUGAAGAGGACCAAAAAGAAGACAAGUCUGGAUCUACCCAUGAAAUAAUAAAAAUCAAUGGACCUAUCACUGAUGCACACUUGAAAGAAAUUCUUUCAGAGCGAGGGUUUGAGAUAAAGAAAAAAGGCCGUAAGGAAUCCGUCAAAAAAUUUUUCAUCGUUCCUGACAAAGAGAAAGAGGACAAGAAAGAAUUAGCUGAAUUGGCACAAUUCGCAUCUUUGAGACUCAUACCUCUAGCAAAACACUUGAAACCAAAAAGACAGCCAGUCACUGUCAUGCCAAUGAAAACAGAGAAUUCAAAAAAGCAACCAGCGAUCGUUACGGCAAAGAAAGUUCCAGUCAGAGUGUUCUAUAAAAACCACAUGAGUGAAACAGUGCAGCAGAAAGUCGUUUUGCCAAAACCUGAAUUAAAAAUAAUUAGAUCUCGUUUACCAAACCCAAGUUUGCAAGUAAUUCAAAAUGGUAAAGUGAAACAACAGCGAACGUAUAGUCAACCACACCCGAUUCCCCAACCGCCAAUUAUUUUACAAUCACCUUCAAUUUACCCACCACACCCUCCUCCUUUACACAAAAAGUCUCCAUCUUUUAAAUUCGGAUUUCCUUUCGUGGCAGGAGGAAGAUCACUAUUACCCAGCUUCCGAAAGAUUCAAGGUAGGAAAAAGAGAUCAGUUCAAAUUAGGAGCAAAAGACAAAUGAGACCUCCAUUUCUCCCAUUUCCAAGAUCAGUGUUUCCCGCUUUUAACCCAAAAUUUAUUCCAACCUUUUCCCCAUUUAAAAGCAUUUUUUCACCCAAUGGUUUACAUACAUCAGGAUCUAGCUUAGCUCCUUUCUCCUUCUCAAUGCCAAAUCCCCAGAUAAGGACACCACCAGGCAGCCCAUCUCGACCCGUACCAGUUCGUCAUGUGACACAAGCUGGACAUCAAACAGUUAUAGUAGAAGAAGUCCCAGUUCCCAUCCACGUUGAAGUCCCAGAUCCAAAUCUCGUAAGGCCAGUACCAUCAGGAACACAUCCAGCACCUAUAUUAUCAAGGUACCCUAACAAUCAAUACAGAUCCCCUCCAGCUCUUCAAACUCCACCUCUUGUUCAAAGACCUCAGGGAAGCUAUCCACAACCAAACUACAGACCUUUUGGAAUGCCAUCUGACAUUAGACCACCAAUUGUGAAUUACCAACCCUCGGUACCUUUUCCCCAGCAGUUAAAUCCUAAUCCAGGACCAGCAUUUGGCUUGAAUGUACCACCACAACCAUAUCAUCCAAGACAACAGAUACCACCAAACGGUCCAAACAGUAUUCAAGGUGUAAUAGCUAAUUCUCAACCAGCUUUCACCCAAUAUGGUGUGCAUGCAAACAGUUAUCCUAAUUUUCAGUAUUUUCAAAGUCCUUAUGCAACAACGAUAUCAGACGAGCCGGUUCCAGGCAGGAUAAUGUACAGCGGAUAUAAGCCCCCAAAAACAACGGCAGGAACUAAAAUGCCAAAAACUACACGUCAACAAUCUCCACCCAGAAAGGAAAGACCAAACGAAAAUAAAAGACCUCAUCGCCAAAGAACAAUACCUCCUCCAUCAGGAUAUUACACUGUCACACCAAGUGCAGUAAUAGGACAAUAUGUCCAAUACCAUGAAGUCCCAAAUCAAAGAGGAACAACAUCAAGAAAUCCCAAAACAAGUAUGGUUACAGAUUAUCCAGGUCAAAAUUCAGCCAAGACUCUGAAUACAGAUCAUUCUGUGGGAAUAAAUGAUUCAGUUCCAAGGAAACGGAAACCUGGAAGGAGGAGGAGACCCAGACCACCACAAUAUAUUUCAACAACUGAAGUAGUUCCUGCAUCAAAUGACAUAUCACCCACACCACCACCACCUGAGCAGAUUCCAGCACCUCCCGCAGAAUAUACUUCAAAACCAUUACAUCGGGAAAGUUCUAGUUACUCACAAACACCAAAAGAUAAUUUUAAAGCCGCAGAAACUAGCAGUCUCUAUCCCCCAGCCGGUUACUAUGGAAAAGAUCAAGUAGUGCAGUUUUUUGAAAGGCCACAGCCAAAAGCACCAGCAUCAAAAUAUUACCAGCAAAAUGAUUUAGGUGAAUCAACAGCAAGUGCUGAAGUAGAGGAAUCAGUGACCAGCUAUUCUGAAGAAGAUCCGGAUCAACCAGUUUAUGGGGCAAGACUGAAAACAAACGAUCCGAGGCAGUCUAAGAAAAGAAGAAGACAACAUAUUCCAUCCCCUACACAGCAAACAGAAAUUCGAGUUAAUCCGGGAAGAACGAUGCAGAAUUCAGAAGGCAAAAAAGAAGGAAGAUUUUUUAAUAGUAAUGAUAGAAAAUUGAAUAACCCGGAAGAAGAAAAUAAGUCUACAAGCCAAACUGAAAAAAGAAGGCGUCCAGUUUAUAGAGCAAAAAGCCGACCUACAUCGCCAUCAAAACAAACGGGAUCAGGAAAUUUCAAGCAUGACGGUAAUUUUUACAAUGUACCGCGUGGUCUUCAAAACCUUGUUGCACCAUCACAAAAGACUUCCCAAUCCAACACAAGAGGUGCUGAUAUGUUCGGAAUACCACAUCCAGUUAUAGACCACAGCAUAUACUCAUAUCGACCAGAAGGUGCUCCAAUCGAGUUUACUUCAAGUUUUUUCAGUGUUCCACCAGAGCUUGCAAAACAACAUGAAUCGUCUGUGCGAGAAAUGAACAUGAAAGCUAUUCCUGAAUCUGCGAGAAAUUUUUUCUCAGCACCAGCUGAUGUAGCAUCCAAAUUUCGAGACAUUGAUGAUACCAAUACAAAAAAUGAACAAGAGGAAAAUAAAUCACUGAGCUCUCCAGAAGAGAAAAAAGAACAGGGAAACCAAGCAGUUCGUAAAUUAAGGAAGCCUAAGCGCAAAAACAGAUAUAAUCCACGAAACAAUAACGACAAAGAAAAUUCUGAAGUUACUGCCACUAAAUCUAGACCUGAAUCAACGCAGUCGAUUAGAGAAAAAACGACAACACCGUCAACGACAACAGAGCCUAGACCUAUUUAUUCACCUAAGCCCACAACAACAACAACACAACCUACUACAGCAGCUCCAGAGCCUGUUUUCAAACCUAGGUCUCCCCUUCUUCCGAAAACCUUACCAGAUUUCUCCAAGUCGCUUUUGAAUGGUAAACUUGAUAUUAAAAAGUUAAAUGCAACUAUAUCUACAUCAGUCUCAGUAUCUGGUCCAUUCCAGCAAGCAGAUAACACAAGUUCCGAAGAAACAUCCAACAAAAAAGUAUUUACUUCGCAAAACGGUGGCUUGGCGGUGGUGAGGAGAGAUCCAAAGAGGAAAAGAAAGCAAAAAUAUGGAGCUGAUGCAAAUGAACAUUUUGGAUCAGAUAGUGAAUCAAAUGCCAAGGCAAAAUAUGAAAUUGCAGCCAGUGUUUUGGACAUUAUAAAAGCUACAACCGAAGCAGAAAAACAGGGAGGAUCUGGUUUUUACUCAAACAAUUAUGAUAAUGGUGAAAAAUCAGCAGCCUCAAAAAUAUCAAAUUCUUGGGCGGAAAACCCAUCACUCAUAGCAUUUGAAAAUAAAAGAAUAGGUGUUCAAUAAAAUUAAACUUGACAGAAAUAUGUCAAGACAAAGCAGUUAAGAAUAUGACUGGCUGGAAAUUGUUAACGGUUAAGAAUGUGAUAAGACGGAAAUCUAUUAAACUGUGAAUGGUGAAAAAUAUGACAGGGUGAAAAUCUGUUCAACUUUGAACUAUAAAGAAUAUGACUAGAUCUAUUAAACUUUGAACUAUAAAGAAUAUGACUAGAUCUAUUCAACUUUGAACUAUAAAGAAUAUGACUAUCACACAUCGCAUAGCUCACAGAGGGCAUUUGUUUUUUCUAGCCAUAUCUUUUAAGCUAAGUUAUUGGCAAAGACUUUAUACUGAACUAUUUUAUCACAAAAUGAAUACUAAAUAGUAGUAUGCAUUUUUUUAAAACCAAUGUUGCUGGCAAUAUAGGAUAA